Messenger RNA from Cheilinus undulatus (humphead wrasse), 6978 nucleotides. It is a transcript of the gene apaf1, whose product is annotated as apoptotic peptidase activating factor 1. Gene Ontology annotation, biological process: apoptotic signaling pathway; regulation of apoptotic process. Gene Ontology annotation, molecular function: protein binding; ADP binding. The record is from RefSeq and is a predicted model, not a curated record. Gene Ontology annotation, cellular component: apoptosome. The transcript has 27 exons. The coding region runs from base 166 to 3942 and encodes 1258 amino acids. Lineage: Eukaryota; Metazoa; Chordata; Actinopteri; Labriformes; Labridae.
GUAUGGUGUUGCGUUAACACAGAAAUACAUCUGCCUUUCACUCACUGGACUUUAUAAAACACGAGCUCACCUUUCAACCGUACACACUCCAGCAAAUUCCCUCUUCGUAAAGGAAAAGAAAGCAUUCGGAAUAAGACAUCUGCAUGGUUCGUGUGCUGUGCAGAGAUGGCACUGGAGGAAAGGGCUCGGAGCAGUUUGCUUCGCUUUCGCCACAGGCUGGAGCAGGACAUCAAGCCCUCCUACCUGAUGGACCACAUGAUCAGUGAUGAUGUGCUGACAGUGGACGAGGAGGAAAAGAUCAGGAUCAAGCCCAACAGGAAAGAUCAGGCUGCUGCUCUGCUGGAGUUGGUCCUGAAUAAGGAUAAUCGUGCCUACAUCUCCUUCUACAACGCUCUGCUCAAGGAGGCGUAUGAUGAUUUGGCAAGUCUGCUUCACAAUGACCUGCCGCAGACAUCACCUGAAAAACAGAGCGGCUCAUGUGAUGGUUUUACAUCUUAUGUCCAGACCGUUCUAAGUGAAGGUGGAGUACCUCAGCGGCCUGUCGUAUUUGUCAGCAGACCAGAGCUGGUGAACCGGGUCAGGGAGAAACUCUACAGGCUGCAGAAGGAGGCCGGCUGGGUCACUGUCUUUGGCAUGGCAGGUUCUGGGAAAUCUGUCCUGGCUGCAGAGGCUGUCAGACACCAUGGCCUCACUGAAGACUGUUUCCCUGGAGGGAUCCACUGGCUGUCCAUUGGUCAGCUUGACAAACCGGACUUGCUGGUGAAGAUUCAAUCCUUGUGUUUCCGUCUGGAGCAGAGCCUUGAUUCACCAUCCCUCCACCGUCCCCCAAACUCCCUCGAUGAGGCCAAGGAGCGCCUACGCUUCCUCAUGCUGCGCAAAUAUCCCAGAUCUCUGCUGAUUCUCGAUGACAUCUGGGACAGUACCGUGCUAAAAGCAUUCGACAUCCAAUGCCGGAUCCUUCUGACCACCAGGAACAGAAGCCUUACUGACUCCGUCAGUGGGGCAAGAUAUGAGGUAGAAGUGGACCGUGGUCUGGAUGAAAACAAAGGACUGGAGGUUCUGGCUCUUUACACUAACACUAAACUCAAGGGACUUCCUGAAGAGGCUCGCAGCAUAGUCAAAGAAUGCAAAGGUUCCCCUCUUGUCGUGUCCCUGAUUGGCGCUCUCCUCAAAGAGAAACCCGACCGUUGGCGCUACUACCUCAAUCAGCUCCAGAAGAAACAGUUCAAGAGGAUAAGGAAGUCCUCGUCAUAUGACUAUGACGCCCUCGACCAAGCCAUGUCGGCGAGCAUCGAAGUCCUACCCGAGGAGCACAGAGAGCUCUACAAGGACCUGACCGUGCUAGAGAAGGACAUCAAAAUCCCUGCAAAGGUUCUGUCUAUUCUGUGGGAUUUGGAGACUGAGGAAGUGGAGGAUAUUCUCGAGGAGUUUGUGAACAAGUCUCUGCUCUUUGUGGACAACAAUCAUAAACCCUUCCUGUACUACCUCCAUGACCUCCAGCUGGACUUCCUGGAGGAGCAGAAUCGCGCUAAUCUUGAGAGCCUUCACUCUAAGGUGGUGCAUCAGUACCAGCAGCACUACAAAGAUGGUCCUCCCACAUCAGGAGAUGAGGAGUGUCUCUACUGGAUCAGAUUCCUCACGUUCCACAUGGCCAAAGCCAACCUCUCUCAGGAGCUCUACUCGCUCAUGUUUUCUCUGGACUGGGUCAGCCUCAAGUCCCUGAUUCUGGGUCCAGCUCACCUCAUCAACGACUAUGUGGAGUACGGACCCAUACUGGACAAAGAGAACAGUGAAGUCCGCAGUCAGUUCCAGGAGUUUCUGUCUCUGAAUGGACACCACCUUGAACAGCGCCCUUUUCCAGAUGUGUUGCAGCUCGCCCUUUCUCAACCACAGAACUCUGAGGUUUACAAACAGGCUCUGCUGCAGGCGCAGGGCCAGGCCAGCAGGGGGAGACUCUACUUUGACUGGCUAAAUAAAGGCAGUGUCGAGAGUCUGUCCCGUCUGGUGAUCCAGCCCCACCAGGGCUCCAUCUACUCCGCCUGCUUCUCUCAUGACGGAACAAAGAUUGCCUCCUGUGGAGCCAGCAAGACGCUCAAGGUGUUUAAGAGCAUGUCAGGUGAGAAGCUCACAGAGAUCCAGGCUCAUGAUGAUGAGGUACUCUGCUGUGCCUUCUCCCCUGAUGACCGUCUCCUGGCAACCUGCUCUAGUGACAGAAAAGUUAAGGUGUGGAACGUGGAGCGAGAGAUGCUGCUGAGAGUCUUUGAAGAGGAGCAUGAAGAGCAGGUCAACCACUGUCAGUUCACCAACACAACACGGCGCCUCCUGCUGGCCACCUGCUCCAAUGACAAGUUCAUGAACACUAAGUUGUGGAACCUCAACAAGCCGUCCUCCCAGAACACCAUGUUUGGUCACUUCGAGCCGGUCAACCACUGCUGUUUCUCCCCUGAUGACACCUUUGUGUCCACGUCUUCUAAUGAUGGAACCGUGAAGCUGUUCCAGGUGUCGUCUGCCAACGAGUGGAAGACGAUAAACGUGAAAGACAUGCUAGCAGAGAGCGAUGAAGAGGUCCUCGUCAAGUGCAGCACCUGGACCGCGGAUGGCAAACGGAUCAUUUGUGCAGCCAGGAAUGCUGCUCUGGUGUUUGAUGUGGAGACGUCAGAUAUGCUGUUUGAAAUCAGAACCAAUCGUCUGAGCACGGUGCAGUACUGUCACGCCUGUCCCACCAGUAGCCUGCUGGCCAUCGCCUUUUCAAACUAUGCUGUGGAGCUGUGGGACUUGGAGUCCAAUAAGAAGAUGGCGGACUGCAGCGGUCACCUGAGUUGGGUCCAGCGUGUGCACUUCUCUCCUGAUGGCUCUCAGCUGCUCUCCUGCUCUGACGACAAGACUGUCAGGCUGUGGGAGACAAAGAAAGUGCACACCUCCUCAGCUGUCUGCCUGAAAAGAGACUCUGACGUCCUCUUCAACGAUGAAGACAUCCUCGUGUCUGCUGCAGACAACUGCAACAGACUGCAGGUGCGUGAGGGCAGGACUGGAUCAGUGCUGUUCCAGUCAGAGGAGAUGUCGUCCAGGAUUCGAAGUACAGGAUUGUGCAGACAGCCCUCUGCUGUGGCUCUGGGACAGGAAGAUGGAACUGUACAGGUGUUGGAGGUACCCUCAGGGAAGCUCCUGGCCACCCUGCAGGGCCACACUAAGACGGUGCUGUGCUGCAGGUUCAUCCAGAAUGGCCAAACACUUAUCACAUCCUCAGAGGACACCACUAUAAGGGUGUGGAGGUGGCAGACUGGAGAGUGUAAAGUGCUUCAGGGUCACAAGGAACAGGUCAGAUGCUUCUCCCUGCUUUCAGACUCACCUGCUGAGACCAGACUGCUGUCCUGGUCCUACGAUGGCACUAUCAAGUUAUGGGACAUAGAGAGCGGCGAGAAGCUGCGUGACAUCGAGGCUCAUCGAGGAGCCAUCCUGUCUUGUCAUGUCUCGCCAGACGGAUGCUUCUUCGCCACCACCUCUGCUGACAACACCGCUAAGUUGUGGCACUGCGAGUCCUGGCAGUGUGUCGGCACACUGAGCGGCCACCAUGACUGUGUGCGGAGCUGCAGAUUCUCCUGGGACAGCCGACUCCUUGCAACGGGAGACGACAACGGAGAGAUUCGGCUGUGGAGCGUCAAGGACCUCUCUUUAUUGAAGAUUUGCUCUCGGGAAGGUAAAGACGCCAUGGACUCACUGCAUGGAGGCUGGGUGACUGAUCUGCACUUCUCCUCUGACAACUCUCUACUGGUUUCUACGGGAGGAUACGUCAAGUGGUGGGAUGUGGAGAAAGGUGAGGCACUCCAAACCUUUUAUCCAUCAGGGACCGCCUUGAAGAGGAUCCACGUCUCGGCAGACUUCUCCACUUUCGUCACCAUCGACAACAUCGGCAUCCUCUACAUCCUGCAGAGGGUGGUGUGAUGUUCCAAAAGACCAAAAAUGAGCACAAACAAAAUCGGACACUACAUUUUUUUCUUACAAAACCUGCACAGUUAACCCAUUUGCUGGGACAGAUGUAUUUUGUUGGAGUCCCACGGAGGGCUGAGGUGAAAGCUGCUUCAUCCAGUCACUACACUCCUAGCUUUACAAUAGAGCCUUUAUUCUCACUUUAGCGGGGUAGGACAACUUGUACAACUUGCCUUUAACAGUUUACACCUGCUUUUAAUACUUCAGUGACGAUCAUCUGUUGGGUGUGUAGAUGUGCCUGAAAGAUUCUUGGGAGAGUGUACCACAAAUCAACUUUAGCAUACUCAAGCUUUCUCGAAGUGAGCUGGCCUGACAAUGCCCCAAAUUAUGUAUAACAGGUACCAUGAUGCUGGUUUUGAACUGUUUCUUAACUCAGGCUUUCUGCUUCAAGCAGUGUGCAUAUAAGAGGACAGUUCAAACAACCACCAGCUGUCAGAUUGUGACAAAAUGAAAUAGUGAUUAUCACAAGACAACAACACAGCGCAACUCUUAUAUCCAGACAAUGAUGUGUAUGAUAUCAGCAACUUAAUCAGGGGCUGUAUUAAAAUCUAAAAAGCCUUGACCUUCAUGAAGCAUAUGUGGAAAUAUCUUAAGUAUUUGGCCAAAUCAAAGUCAAAUCAAUUAAUUAAUAUGCUUACAACACAUGGAGAUUAUUUUUUUUCAUUUGAGGCUGUUUUUGUUGUAAAACCAGUGGUGCUAUGCGCACUUUCCAGGUUAAUAGGACCAAACAGCAAAACAUGAUUUUCUGAAGAUGGUGUGCUGACAUUGUUCUUUUACUGUGAUAAUCUACUUAAAUGUGGGAAUCUAGCAACUGAAACAAACAGGUAACAACAACUAAAUGGGAUGAUGAUAAAAACUGUUAUUUUCAUUGCACGCUUUCGUUUUGUGACAUUACAGAUCUAACGUUACAAUUCCAAAAGCAUGUCCCUUUAACUGAAGAGCCAUAAUGGGAAUUUCUAGGUAAUAAUUGAUCUAAAAAAUAUGAAACUUUGCAGCCAGUUUGAAGCCUUAACCCAAACAUAACCUUAACCCAACCAGGUUAUGACUUAAGAGUCAGUUACAGUACAUUUUAAUUCAUAUUUUACUUUUCUUUAGUCCUGGAUGAUUAAAAGGAGCAGACUGUGGCUUUGUCUCUCUCAAAGUAGCAACAAUUCAGUCCCUCCUGUCUGUUACCUAUCUGUGAUGCUAAAGUUCGGUAAAGUAUACGAAGCUAGACACAAUCUCUUUCUGCCAAGUCUGUCACAAUAAAAGCCCCCAGUUGCCAUUGAAGACUUUUAUUUUGAAGUGCAGCAUCAGGAAAUGGAAUGUUUUCAGCAUCAACUUCACAACAAAGACAUUUCAUGGAGGAAAGAGCAGGAAUGAGGAAAUGAAACUGAAGCUUUUUAGCUAAAAAAAAAAAAAGCUUGAAAAACAGUCAUAGCAUAGCAGACAGAUGAUUCCUCCAGUCAGGUUGUAAAAUUUUUUUAAAUUUAAGAGGAUCAUUUUUUUCUUGUGAGUGAGCAUGGCUUCGGCUCCUUCACCAACACACCCACACCAUCCAGAGCAGGCUUUACUGCCUCAUUAUCCAUGAUUGUAAGGAUUAAUUUUAUAAACUUUAAGAAAUUUUUUCAUGACUGAAAAUAGGCCAGGUGGUUCAAAACACAGUGGCCUGUUAUACAAGAAACCUAACAUGGAUUUUUUUCAUCACUUUACAGGGACUUUAAUCUUGCUUUGUGGUACAGUCAUCCAUCUAUUAUCUACACUAAUCACAGGGCUGACAUUUUGAAACAAGUUAACCAGCCACGCUCACAAUCACAGCGACGGGAAAUUUAGAGUCAUCAAUUUACCUAACAAGCAUGUCUUUGGUCUGUGGAAGGAAGCCAAGUAGCUGCAGAGAACCCAUGCAUGUAUGGGGAGAAUGAGCAAACUCCACACAGAAAAGCCCUGCCAAAAGGAACCACGCUGUGAAGCAACACCUGAAAAGUAAAUGCAAUUGUGCUUUCUUCUGAUAGAGAAAAUAGAGCAAAAACUGAUGUUUAGAAGAGGAGAAGGCACUUAAAAAGUAAACCUGUUUACUUAAAAUGUCUGUGAAUAUCAGAUCUUCUUUUGAAGCAAUCAAACCUUAUAAGAAUAUCAUACUAACAGGUUAAAGAAAUGUGAUCUUUGCAUCACUCUAAAUGUGAAUAAUAACUGUAAAUCUAUAUUGUGAUGGGGCUGAGCAUUAUUGCAUGUGAUGUGAGGGAAUUUACACUCCACUGUUUGUAAUUGAUAUAAGUUAUAAUGCACGUCUGCUGAUCCAUUAGAACUCAUAAAAGUGCAUUUGAUGCUUUGGUGCUGUGAUUGCUUUGUUAUGUCCGUGAAAAUCCCUUUUCCUGUGUCUGGUUUUGAGCCUUUUAAUUAAAAGCCUCAGUCUGAAUAGAAAUAUCACUGGAGGCUAUUUAUGUUUUGUGUAUGAGAUUCUCAAUCCACCAGCAAAGACAGAACUUCUGCUGCACUUUGAUCACCGUUAAAAAUUAAUGGUUGGAUUAAGUUUUAAUGAUUAAGCAUUUGAAUUUGAAACUGAGAACUUUAGAAAAGCCCCCGGGUCUGUUUGUACAUCUGAACUUUUUCUACUUUUGAACUCGGAUCAAAGGUAAAUGUCUUUUUUACAAAAAUAAAAUAAAUGCAGUAUGUGAUUUAUAAUUUAUAACAGAAAUUUCCAAAUGCUUUUCUUGCAAGGAACUUUUUUUUUCUUUUACUAUGUGAUUUUGUAUUUUUUAAUCUCUUCAACUCACAACUUUUUACACGCUUUUUGAUGUGUGCAUUGCGUGAAUUUCUAGCCUUUCCUCUUCAGGGCACUUUGAAGCAGGAGUUACAAUCUUUUAUAAAGCUUUUGACGCUUUCCUAUUGGUGCUUUAAAGUCGUAAUGAAAUUCAAUCAACAGAUUCCUGCUUGUUUAGAGGUCUCUGUCUUAAAAAAAGGAGAGUAAUGUCUGCUCAGGUUAUUAUGAUACUGUUAAACGCUGUGAUGCAA